Messenger RNA from Hibiscus syriacus, 1461 nucleotides. Its product is annotated as GDSL esterase/lipase At5g14450-like. The record is from RefSeq and is a predicted model, not a curated record. The transcript has 5 exons. Lineage: Eukaryota; Viridiplantae; Streptophyta; Magnoliopsida; Malvales; Malvaceae. The coding region runs from base 94 to 1329 and encodes 411 amino acids. Gene Ontology annotation, molecular function: hydrolase activity, acting on ester bonds.
CGUACCUUAUAGAUUUAUGUAGAGGACUGCACCCGUUGAACUCUAAGCGUUAAUCAUCAACCUGUUUGAUAAAAGUCCUGAAAGAGAAUUAGCAUGGAAGUGGCUAGACCCAGUGUUGGUAAUGGUAUCAGUGGGAGAUGGAAGACUGCUUGGGCUUCAAAAAACAGCGUGAAAACUUUUACAAUAGCAGCCUUCUUUGCCGUAGCAUUCUCUCUUUUAUUGCUCAGGGGAAGGCACAGGGUUCUUGGUCAAUCCGGGACUUGUUAUUUUCCUGCCGUAUUCAACUUUGGUGAUUCCAAUUCUGACACGGGUGGAAAGUCCGCUGCGUUCCACCGGAUUCCUUUGCCUAAUGGAAAUACUUUCUUCCAAAAGCCAUCUGGGAGAUAUUGCGAUGGCAAACUGAUUAUCGAUUUCAUUGCUGAGACUUUGGGACUGCCAUAUUUGAGUGCGUAUCUGAACUCAGUUGGUACAAACUUCCGGCAUGGAGCUAAUUUUGCUACAGGAGGGUCUACGAUUCAGCCAGCAGAUGCAAGAAUGUUUAAGAUGGGGUAUAGCCCCAUUUCUCUUGACAUACAACUCGCACAAUUUGAACAGUUCAAAGAGCGAGUAAAUGAGCUUUAUAAAGAAGGUGUGGAUCCAAACAUUAAGAGCAAGCUACCAAGACCAGAGGACUUCUCACAAGCACUUUACAUAUUUGAUAUUGGGCAAAAUGAUCUUGAUGGUGCAUUUAAGUCAAUGACAGAGAAACAGGUUAUAGAAUCAAUUCCUGGAAUUAUCAACGAAUUUGCUCAGACUGUUAAGAGACUACAUCAACAUGGAGCAAGGAUAUUUUGGAUACACAACACAGGUCCAAUAGGAUGUUUGCCCUUCCACGUUCUAGAUUAUACUCCAGUAACUAAAAAUGUGGAUCGAAAUGGUUGCAUAAGAUCUCAUAAUGAGAUUGCUCAAGAAUUUAACAGGCAGCUGAAAGAGAGUGUUAUCCAACUUAGGAUGCAAUUCCCAGAUGCAGGACUGACUUAUGUUGAUAUUUACUCAGCUAAAUAUUCUUUAAUUUCUGAUGGAAAGCACCAUGGAUUUGCAAAUCCGCUUGGAUAUUGCUGCGGCCAUUAUCGGGAUAACAUGUGCUGGAGGAAGACAACAGAGAAUGGAACUGAAACUUUGUCGACUUCAUGCAGCAAUCCUUCAGCUUAUAUAAGUUGGGAUGGCAUCCAUUAUUCCCAUGCUGCAAAUAUGUGGAUAGCUAACAAGGUUGUUGAAGGAUGGCUUUCAGACCCUCCAACUCCCAUCACUAAAGCAUGCCACAUGUCUCUUAAUUCCAAGCGCCAAUAGUGUGCUGACUGAUGCCAAGAGGACACAUUUGACACGAAGGAGUGGACCUUUUGUACCGUUUGCACUGCAAACUAGAUCGUUUUGAUGCUCUUAUACCUUUUGUAACUUUUAGACUUUCUCCUGUAGGCUAAA